Molecule: messenger RNA, 2758 nt
Organism: Rotaria sp. Silwood2
Lineage: Eukaryota; Metazoa; Rotifera; Eurotatoria; Philodinida; Philodinidae
Source: the annotation of a GenBank genome assembly
AUGUUCUCUAGGGCUACCUUGUGGCGUCGCAAAAAGCGAUUUAAAGAGUUUUUGAGUAGAGUAUUAGUUACCAAUGCUUCACGGUUCGAUGAAAACUUACUUGAUUCAACAUUUUCACACACUUCAAAUGAUAAUACUGAAGAAAUAUCACGCCAAGCACAUCCUCAGGACCAUUUCGGCUGUCAAUCGGGUUUAUUUACUUCCAGUUAUCAUUUUGAUGCGCCAAUAGCAAAAGAUGGAUCAGAAGAUGUAUCAGAUAUGUACGACGAUCAAAUGUGGCUUGAAGAACGCUUUAAAAAUGUCAACCUUUGGAAAGAUGUAGAAAUUGAACCAAUAUUUCAAUAUCCUGUUGCGGAAGAUGAAUUUUUAACUGAAAAUAUUGAUCAGUGAGUCUUAUUCACAUAUUUUCUUAUUUAUAAUAUUAGAAUGUUGCUUAUAUAUAUAGAGCACCUGUAGAGAAAGAAAUUGCCGCAGGGCUUGUCUUAUUAAAGGUAAAGCUAUCUUUAGAACAGAAUUGGUAUGAUUUGUAUGAUAGUUAUAACUACAAUGCUCUUUGUCUAUGUGAAUCUGAAAAAAAAAAGAUGAAAAAGAAUACGUGAUAUGUAGUUUCAGUUUUCAGUAGAACUCAAAAUAACUUUUGUUUCAGACACAUGAGUGAAAGCCAGCUUUUUAAAACGCAAAAGAAAAUAAAUGACAGAGUUAAAUCAAUCCUUUUACUUAUAAUGCAUUCCAUAACAAAACCAAACAUCUGUUGUUUGUAAUCGAAUAAACUAAGACAAAAAAUAGUGUAACAAAAUCAUAAAAGUAGUUAACAAUCGUGUAAUUUCCAUAAUCAUAUAAUUUGAUCUAUAAUUUGUUGAGUUAUAUUAAUUAUAACUAUUUACAAAGAACAGCUAUGAUCACAGCUCCUACAGAAUUGAAAUGUGAAACACAAUACAGAUAUUAUUUAUACAAUUGAGGAGAAAAUUAUUAAGUUGCUUGUCAAGGUCUUUGGAAAGUGUGAAGCCAAAUUUUUAAGUCUAAACUUCAAAACUUCUUUUAUAUAGUCUUUUUCAAAUUAGUCCGCAGUUUUAGGAUGAGAACUUGAAAUAAUUUUUUCUGUAACAAUUUUCUCUGACUUGUCUUUGUGAAUACGAAGAAAUGCCAGUACUUUGAUUGGUUUGUAAGACGGUAUAAUGAAAUCUGAUUUACUGAAGCUUUUAUAUAAGUGUACCUUUAAUUAAUUUAUUGAAAUAUGACUAACCCUAGAAAUAUCAUUUUUUUUGUAAUAGAGUCACCAUCGAACAUCGAAUAAAUGCAUUAAUGAUUUGUGUAAAUUAUUAAAACUUUUGAAAAUCCCAAACUGUCCAAUGAACUUUUAUAAAAUUGAACGGCUCUUACUACCAAAAUCUUCUGCAUCGAUUUCUUCGUUGGUUACCUAUAUUUGCCAAGUCUGUUGUGAAGCGUCAACAUCAUCAGAUCGGUGCAGCAACGUUAAUUGUACACAACAUGCGUGUUUUCGUACACCACCUCUGCAUUAUUUGCGAUUCUCGAUACUUCAACAGAUACAAGAAAUUCUUGCUCAUACGCCAGCAUUAAACUUUGAACAACAACAAUGUUUUCCAGACAUUGAUGUUAUAAAUGACAUAUACGAUGCGGAAGCAUAUCAACAUAUAAUGAAGAAAGAGGCAGGAAACAACUUUUUAAGUCUUAUAAUGAACGUAGAUGGUAUUGAAGUCACGAAAAACUCAGGUUUAUCUCUUUGGAUAUUCACUUUUGUUAUUAAUGAAAUCAAAAGAAGUGAACGUUUCAAGUUAAAAAACAUCAUAGUGGGCGGUAUUGUAUCAACCGAAUCGAAACCCAGUCGUCAUCAAAUGCAAGUACUUCUAUCGCCUAUUGUUAAGGAACUUGUUGUCUUAGAACAAGGCGAAUCUUUCGAAGUGAAAAGCUUCGGUGAAAACUCAAGCACACAUCUUAAAAUAUUUUUGAUUGCCUCGUGCUGCGACAAACCAGCACAGAGUUUGGUCCAAGGAAUUAGUGAGUCAAUAGGAGCUUUUGGUUGUGGGCGCUGCGAGUUGGAAGGUAAGCUUUUAUGUAUUAUUUACAAUACUGUUUUUGUUAAUGUUUCCAAUUUCUAUUUUAGGUGAAACAGUGCCCAUCCAAGCGAAUUCCCGGAAAAGAAUUCGAGUUUUUCCUCUUAUUCCUGAUGAUCAGGAACAGCCUCGUUUACGUACAAAUAAAACGUAUGACAUGUUUAUGAAUAUUUACAUAGAUGAACAUUUUUUGCCACAUGCUGAACUUCGUAAUCGAUUACGUGGUCACAUAAGUCCAUGUGUUCUUCGUGAUCUGACUUAUUUUGAUGUUGGAACUAGCUUUUUAUCAGAUUCAUUGCACAACAUAUAUCAUGGUGUAGUGGUAAGCAAUUUUAGCCCCAAGUAUUUAUAGGAUUAACGAAAAAUGGAGGUUUCUUUUCGUCUUCGAUAGCUAUCACAUUGUACAUAUGUGAUGAUAAAAUUUUACUUUUUAAUAUUUCCUGUAUUACAAGAAUGAAUUCACUCACAUUGAAUUUUAAUAUUAGAUAUGAAUUAUUCGACCAGCUAGCCUCUUUGCUUUAAAUGGUUCUAAAUAUUGAAAUGGAAAAGUAUCAAGGCCACCUCAUUCGAGAGCAACCCCUACUGAUGAGGGAAGGUCACCAACUGUUCAAUCGCUUUUUGAUCGAAUCCUAGUGAUUUAUAGGUAAUCGACCAUGCUGAUCCAGAAUAUCACAAUGGUUUGGGCG